Aspergillus campestris IBT 28561 is the source of this 1663-nucleotide messenger RNA. Its product is annotated as PP2C family serine/threonine-protein phosphatase. Bases 299 to 1663 code for a protein of 454 amino acids. The transcript is spliced from 7 exons. Gene Ontology annotation, biological process: protein dephosphorylation. NCBI's taxonomy places the organism in Eukaryota, Fungi, Ascomycota, Eurotiomycetes, Eurotiales, Aspergillaceae. The record is from RefSeq and is a predicted model, not a curated record. Gene Ontology annotation, molecular function: cation binding; protein serine/threonine phosphatase activity.
CUUCUCCCCCUCUUUCCUUCUUCCUCUCUCUAUCCAAACCCAAACAUCUCAAAGCUUUUUACUCCUGUGGACCCUCAUUCCGGUCUUCUACCCUUCGUCUUCUUCUUCUUUUUCCAACUCCUCUCCUACAUCCCUUCUUCCCACUUCCCCCUCCCCCACCUCGUCUCUCUUCAUCCUUGGUCUCUCGAGACUCCUCAAUUUCCUCACUCUCCCUCUCUCCUAUACCCUCUGCGGUAUAUGCGCGUCGCUGGCUUGUCGUCUUGCCCUUUUUGACACUUAAUUGCCAUCCUUAGAAAUCAUGGGUCAGACCUUGUCCGAGCCCGUAGUCGAUAAGACUUCCUCCGAGGGUCAAGAUGAAUGCUGCAUCUAUGGUGUUUCGGCCAUGCAGGGCUGGCGGAUUAGUAUGGAAGACGCCCAUGCCGCUGUCCUCGACCUGCAAGCGAAGUUCUCGGAGAACCAACAACAGUCCGACCCCGAUAAACGCCUGGCCUUCUUCGGUGUAUACGAUGGGCAUGGUGGCGACAAGGUAGCCUUGUUCGCGGGAGAUAAUGUCCAUAAGAUUGUCGCAAAGCAGAAGGCGUUUGAAUCCGGCGAUAUCGAACAGGCUCUGAAGGACGGCUUUUUGGCGACCGAUCGUGCCAUUCUGGAAGAUCCGAAAUAUGAGGAGGAAGUGUCCGGCUGCACUGCGGCCGUCAGCGUCAUCUCCAAGCACAAGAUCUGGGUGGCCAACGCUGGUGACUCCCGAUCGGUCCUCGGUGUCAAGGGUCGCGCAAAGCCCCUGUCCUUCGACCACAAGCCGCAGAAUGAGGGCGAAAAGGCCCGCAUCAGUGCCGCCGGAGGCUUCGUCGACUUUGGUCGCGUGAACGGCAACCUGGCCCUGUCCCGAGCCAUCGGUGAUUUCGAAUUCAAGAAGAGCGCGGAGCUGUCGCCGGAGCAGCAGAUCGUGACGGCCUAUCCGGAUGUGACCGUCCACGAACUCACCGACGACGAUGAGUUCCUGGUCAUUGCUUGUGACGGGAUUUGGGACUGCCAAUCCUCGCAGGCAGUGGUCGAGUUCGUCCGUCGCGGUAUUGCCGCCAAGCAAGACCUGUACCGGAUCUGCGAGAACAUGAUGGACAACUGUCUCGCGUCCAACAGCGAAACGGGUGGUGUCGGGUGUGAUAACAUGACCAUGGUCGUGAUCGGUCUGCUGAACGGCCGCACCAAAGAGGAGUGGUACAAUCAGAUCGCCGAGCGGGUGGCGAAGGGGGAUGGGCCUUGUGCCCCGCCCGAGUACGGCAAAAACGGGGAUGCAGCUGAAUUCCGUGGCCCCGGCAUCCGGAACCAGUUUGAGGAGAACCCUGAUGACUACGACAUGGAGAAUGACCGUGCGCGUGGCUUCAGUGUUCGCUCGGGGCGGAUCAUCCUGUUGGGCGACGGCACCGAGCUGGUCCCGGAGCAGAAUGACGAGGAGCUGUUUGACCAGACCGACGAGGACCGGGAUAUGUCCAACCAAGUAGACCGGCAGUCGCCCGACUCGACUCGGAACGAGCGCGAGGGCACCCCCGGGCCGCAGUCGAAGAACAAUCCCGCGUCCAAAUCCGAAGGUGCAUCUGCCUCUGCCAGUUCCGAAGCUCCUGCUGCCAAUCCGGCGUCGGGUUCCUCGGAGAAGUCUACCUCGUAG